CACAUUAGCUUAUGGGGAAGAUAGUAUUAUUACACUUUUGUUGUGCGGCAAUUCAGCUGAUUCAUCUGUCACAAAAGAGCGUAGAAGCAGAAAAAAGAAAAUGCUCACGAUAAGUGGCAAGGGACUAGUGAUGGGGGACUAUAUUCCGACGUUGUUAUUUCGCGAGCUAUUUUAAUUCAAUUGUGAAAUAACGUGGAGAGAGGUGUAGAUGAGUUUUCAUCCUUUUACUUUGUUUAGGGCAUACCCAAUUUUUCGGUGUUAUUAUGACGACGGGCAGUUAAAGUUUGGAUUACGCAUAGCUAGGGCAUAGACGAAUUGUUCUGAGAUCCAAUUAAAAACGUUCCUUGAAGACGUAUAUCCUUUUGUUUGUGAGAGAAACGAUUUUCGCGCAACGGGAACUGUUUCCAACGUUACUAAUGGGUCGCCGGCAGCUGUAAAUGCCUAAGCCGCCUCAGCCUAAUAUUAAUGGUCGCUUCUAGACUUAGUAAACAAUAUGUUUUUAUGAUGCCUGAGUAUGUCUCACCCGGGACUUAUUAGCAUUUAGUGUGCCGCACGUCAGAAGUACUUGACGAAGUUAUCUUUCUAUUAACAUUGAACUCGGCUUUGAAUCUAAACCCCCAGACAGGAAUCUACGCUUGGACUUUCAGUGUUCUAACAAUGGAUCCUCUAAGACUUGGUAAAGGUUCGAGCGGAGCAAAUAAGCAGACACCCCCAGGAGAUGCCAACACUACAGGUGCGUCCAGAAGCAUUCCAUUGGCGAUACGUUUUAACGCAGGACAAGAAAGUGUGGAAGAGAUUCUCCCAUCAACUUACAAUGUAGAUCCAGCCUCUCCGGUAACGCAAUCAGUGUCUUCAAUCGUCGAUGCAGGGCAACGUUCGUUGUCUAGUAGCCCACAAUUGAAUUCUGAUGACUUCAACUGGCGCAAAGACUUCCUCCAAAGCAGCUUCUUCCAUCGUAAACGAUCAGGUAGCGUAGAAGGUAGUGGUGGUGGCGGUGGUACAUCACCUGGUUCUAGUCUUAUAAACAAUCUAUCAAGUAGCGGAGAUCCAAAUACAGUUGGUACUUGGAAGUUAAUUAAAGGCAAAGUAUCUCAAGCAAUGGAAGAUAUCAAAUCUAAAAAUAUACCAACACCAGCUACAACAAUUUCAGCAACAUCAUCUCAAAAAGCAGAUACCACUGGAGGAGCCGAUUCAGAUCCAGAGACCGCUACAAGUGACGAUAUAUCACUAGAUCUUUCAACAGGUGCAACUACCACCCAACAAUCGUCCAUACAAAAACAAAAAGGACUACCUGCGACCUCACAAACUCAAAAUUCUGCUAAUGAUUCUGAUUUUGAUGCAGACGCUGAAAUACUUGAUAUUGAAACGAUACAAACUCCUGUUGCCCCCCCAUCGACUAUUAAAAGACCUUUUGCAUCCUUGAGAGCGAAAACUUUAUCAGGACCAUCUAUAAAAACAGUGCCCACUAAAAAACCUACAACCACAGCUAACAAGGACAGUGUUAAUGGAAAAGAAGAGAACAAGCUUUUUAGACGACGCAAAAGGGACAAAUUCGAGGAUUAUUCAGGAAAUGUCGGAUUUGGGGUGAAGCCGAAGAAAGAUGUAGAAAUUGAAAGUGGCGUUGAAAUGUUAGAGGAUAUGAUCCUUCCCCAAAGUACGUCAGGGUCAAAUCACCCGGACGAUUCGCAAACGGGCAAAUAUGUCACUACUAAGCCUGGAGACGAUAAAAGCGGGAGAAAUUCACCUUUGCCCGAAUAUUAUGAUGCGCUUCCUUCCCUUCCAAAUCGAAACAGUCAGCAGGACUCUAUGUCCAAGCAUCUAGGCGAAACAACAGCCAAUAACAAUGCAUCACAGCAAAACAAGUGUAAAACCAUGGGACAGCUCCUAAUGCAUUGCCUUCGAACAGCCUAUAAAUCACGCUCAAUAAUAGUCACAUCGGCUUUACUAGGAAUCCUUCUAGUAUUACCUCUAGCCGAGUUUUUCCGUGGGGUCAUUGCUUGCCUUUUCACCAUUUCCCUAAUAACUUCCAUCACCGAAGCAUUCAGCCUUCUAAUUGAGCGAAACGAUGUACUACUUAGGCUCAUUGGUCUGCAAGGUAACGGGCCAGAAAAGAUACCUUUUCAAAUUCCCGACUAUGACAAAUUACCGAUUUGUGAAAUCCCGGCAGCUGAAGAGCAUAAACCACUGAAAUCAUAUGCAGGAUGGAUGACUGAAAUCAACAACUAUGAUCCGUCCAAUUUUCACAUAUCUAUGACUAGACCGAUUUAUGCUCGACUUGAUGGAUCAAUCUUGCGGAUAUCCAACACCAAUGCUCGCAUUCCAAAACGUUCAAUGUGGAACGAGCAACCAAUUCAUAGGAAAAAUGUUGUAUUCACGAGGCAUCGGUGUUUCAAUCUGCUUGGUUGUAGGGUAGAAAUGUGUCCACGAGGUUUGGCACGAAAGAGAUACUUCAAUAGAAAGUACCCGAUUCAGCUUAUCAUAAACACCGCGGACACGGUUCGAAUUGAUGAAAGGAAAAGUGGACGAGGACGUAUGGAAACCGCCCUGCAAGCAGAUACUGAUAUAUCCACUACACAGGAUGCAGGCUCCAUUUCACAUCAGAAUUCAAACGAAUCUAAUGACGAUCAUUCAGAUAGACAAAGUAGUGACUUCGACUUUGGCACGACUGUGCUUCAUUCAAAUCUCCAGAAACUUCACGACAAUCAGCAACAACAGGAUACCAUCAAAGAAACUACCGUCCCGUGUGGUGAUGAGACACGUUUGCUCCUAUUUGCACGUUGUGAUCGCGAAAAGGAGGAUUGGUAUAGACGUUUUCUUGCGGCCAGUGUUGGUGAAAUCAAUGAUCAGGAACUACAAAAUCCAGAUAUUGUUAUGAUGACUGAUGAUGAGAUAACAGCUGCAAUUCGGGCUGUUCCACCGACGGUAUCCGCAUUGACUGAACAAAAGGAGGAAUUGAUUUCAUCAACGACAGCAACUGAAGGAGGUAGUGAUGAAACAGCCAAACGUAGUAGUAAAACUGGUUUGAUGGAAGAUGACGAUAGCAUACCGUUUGAAGGCCUGAUAAUCGCUCCAAAUGCUGCUCGAAACGCGUAUGGUUAUAUUCGGUUUAUGUCCUUAUAUCAGAAGGCAUGUAGAAAAAGUGCAAUAAAAAUUCCAGUCAUCAAAAGUCCUGAGCAUAUUAAGCAGCAAAAUCGACGCCAAAAAAAGCAAGACGAACUAUGGAAAGGUAUCGAUCAGACCCUAUUUCUGGGACCGUCCAGCAGUGUUCUAUGGGCAAAUGUGCUCAUCGGUCGUGUUCUAUACAGUUGCUUAAACGAUCAGGCACUCUUAGAAAAAAUUCAAGAAUUUCUCCAGAAGAAACUUAGUGCAAUCAAACUCCCUAGUUUCAUGGAGGACGUUGUGAUUGCUCAGACAUACUUAGGUGAUACGCCACCUCUAAUACAUCGGGUAUCACAGCCAAUGUUGGACGAGCGUGGAGUUUGGAUCGACGCAGACAUAACAUAUGAGGGUCUUAUGCAUAUGACAAUAACAACAAAAUUGAAUUUACUACGAUUGAAGCGGCAACAGCAGCAAAAUAAUCAGCAGCCCGCAUCCCAUGAAGCAGGAUUGGGCUCAACAAGUAACGAGUCAUACAACAAUGAUCUAGGUAGUGAGAAUAUUCUUCAAUCAGAACUAACCAACGGAAGAAGCACAAUCUCUGCUGGAGGUGACGGGAGCUCAUCUAUAGCUAUAACUCCUCCUAGAUCCACAGACACGACCAACUUUACAGCAAACUCUGCAAUCUAUGAUAGUGAUGCGGAGAGUACAGGAGCUUCCAGCUCGGAUUCAGAGGGUCCAGCCUUGGGAACGGUUGAUCCAACUUUAGAUAGUUCAACAGUUCCAAGUGGAACACCCACUAGUGGAUCAUCUCAAACAUUUGGUCCGGGUAACAGUCGACGACUACUACGGAUUGUUGAUCGUAUUACAGCCUCGAAUCUGUUCCAGUCGGCGACUGAAAUUUCCUAUAUACAACGCGCUAUGGAAAAUAUGAGCACAAAGAUCACCCUCAGGGUCGAGCUUAAAGGACUUGUUGCCCGUAUUGCUAUAAAUUUACCACCGCCUCCUUCCGAUCGGAUAUGGAUAGGGUUCCGUGGUCCGCCGCGUCUUUGGAUAUCAGCCAAACCAGCUGUUGGAGAUCAUACUUUUGAUUGGAGUAUAGUAACAAAUGUGAUAGAAAGCAAGUUAUGUGAUGAAGUUUAUAAGUAUUUAGUUUAUCCUAAUAUGGUUGAUAUAAUUGCACCAUUUCUUGGUCAGUCAACUUACAAAGAAUAGAUUGAUAGCGAAGAACAUAUAUUUGGACUAAGUAUGAAGAGUAAUGAGAGGCAGUAGUAAAGAGACUUUAAAAGAAAAAGACAUGCGCUUGAAUAGUUUAUUGUGCUUUCCGUUUUCCCCCUUAAAAAUGAAGUAAUACCAAUGAGUCGAUAAGUUGAAACAAUUUCGAGCUUUUGCAUCAAUUUUCCUCUUUUGCGUUCCAACUAUAAACGGUUCAGUGGACACUUCGAAAAAAGGUUCUGACUUCGUCUUGCUUAUACUUUAUCCAAUAAAGCUGACUGAUUUAAUGAGAAGCAAAGAAAUUGCACUAGAAAAGAAGCAAUACAGAAGAAAGGACCAAAUUAACCAAAAGAAAUUCGGAACAUUUUUUUUUUGCCAAAUAUUUGAGAAUAAUUCAGUGUUGUUUAUAUGAAUGUGUAUGUACAAUAAAUAAAAGAAGAAAUAUAGUAACAGGGCUGAACACCA
Messenger RNA from Hermetia illucens (black soldier fly), 4776 nucleotides. RefSeq lists its product as uncharacterized. Gene Ontology annotation, molecular function: lipid binding. The record is from RefSeq and is a predicted model, not a curated record. NCBI's taxonomy places the organism in Eukaryota, Metazoa, Arthropoda, Insecta, Diptera, Stratiomyidae. Bases 658 to 4311 code for a protein of 1217 amino acids. Gene Ontology annotation, cellular component: endoplasmic reticulum. The transcript has 13 exons.